ACGAGUUGUCGAGCAGGGGCCCGUCGGUUCCCCCACCGCGUUUGAAACGAUGAAUGGGAGCGAGGAGGAGGCUGAGGAAGAAACCUGGAAAACUUCAAACUUUAGUCAGAAGUGUUCAUAAGAGACUGAAGGACGAGUUGUGCUGUUGAGCAGUGAAACCUGGCCUCCUCAACCCACUUCACACAGACCCACAUAAGAUAUUUGCAACAUGGAAGUUGAGGAGCUCCAGGGUGAAUUCCAGCCGGCUCCUUUGGGUGCCCCUGAAGUGGAGGCUGUGGAGGCUCUGAUGUCCAUGACUAAGCACUGGAAGACCAGGGGCUUCAGGCUCAGACACGUCAGGCCCUUAACUCCGUCCUCAGACUGCUCAGAGGACGACUCAGUCCCCUUUGGGUCUGCAGUGUUACGGGACUCUCCAUCGUGCAUGACACCGCCAUACAGUCCACCCAACUUUGAGGCCACCCAUUCCCCCCCAGUGGCAACAUCACAUCCACCUGCAGCAGCUAGAUGUCCUAGCCGGCAGCCAACUGAAGAGACUGACCUGCACAGACCCACGGCCCGGUUCAGGUGCACCAGUGUGAUCCGUCACACUUCAGAUGAUGUCAUUCAUCGCGUCUCCAGGGAGGACAGACUCACCCGAACUCAUACAAAACGCUUUAAAACAUAUUUGAGUUCUGAAUGUGGGUUGAACAGUACUGUUAUACAGCCUGACUCUAACGCAGCUGUGCCACAGAAAUCUUGUAAUGUGACUUUGCCAUAUGUGGCCGAAGACAGACAGACCCAGCCUAGUCUGUUAGGCCUGGACGAUAAAUCAAUCACAUCUCAGGCUGUCUCUGGGGUCUCUCCUGUUCCUGUCUACAGCCAGAUCCUUCCCGUCUCUUCUCCUUCCUCCACCGUCACAGCCCCUGACGGUCAACAGCAACACCUAAUCCCAUCAGCAACCACCACCGCACUACAACAGCAAGCACAAGCUUCUCCCACCCAUGUCUUCCUCCUGGGGGGCCAGGUGGCAAAAGGCCCUGUGAUGCUCUUCGUUCCCCAGCCAGGUGUCCCCACACUCUACCUCCAGCCAGCACUGGUGACCCCCGUCGGCUCAAAGUUGCCAGCCAUCGCCCCCGCGCCAGGUCGCCCCUCUUUGGAGCAAACACAAAUCCUGCCGCAGCCAGAAGUGUCCCGUGCACGAAGUCAUGUUUGUCCCCGCGAGGACUGCAGCAAGACCUACUUCAAGAGCUCCCACCUCAAGGCCCACAUGAGGACACACACGGGUGAGAAGCCCUUCAAGUGCAAGUGGGAGGGCUGCGAGAGGCGGUUCGCUCGCUCCGAUGAGCUGUCCCGCCACCGGCGCACCCACACAGGGGAGAAAAGGUUUGCCUGUCCCACGUGCCUCAGCCGCUUCAUGCGAAGCGACCACCUCGCCAAGCACGCCCGGCGGCACCUGGCGGAGAGGAGGGCGCCCUACUGGACGUUAAAGGUCGCCCAAUCCGCUGACCUCACUGCUUCCACGAGUCGGUCCUCUCUCUGAGACUUCCUGAUGAGACACCGGAGUGAAGAUUGUGACAUUUGAAUCCUGUGGCUUUGAGUCUCGCAGAGCAGCAUGUGCCGUUUUUUUUUUUUUUUCCACUGUCACCAGUCCGUUCAUAACAGUUCCUGUAAUGAUUAUAGUUGAGUAACGAAGGUGAAGAGACUGUUUACACUUGACAAACUACUGCGUCCCUCAAAACUGGGCAUUUACACAAAAAAUAUUAACUGUACACUGUUCUGAGUCGAUUUACAAAUGAACGCCUAACAUGUUUACUUGUCAGUAAUAUUUGACCAAAGAAUGUUUAAUAUUGUUCUUUAGUGCCAUACGAGAAUCUAUUUCUUAUUAAAAAAAAUAAUUGCACAACCCUUAUUUCUUGCAGGGACAGUAUAAUUCUUUAUUAAAAAAAAAUUGAACACAUAUUUUCUCAUUUA
This is a messenger RNA of Anoplopoma fimbria (sablefish), 1950 nucleotides long. Its product is annotated as Krueppel-like factor 10. NCBI's taxonomy places the organism in Eukaryota, Metazoa, Chordata, Actinopteri, Perciformes, Anoplopomatidae. Bases 209 to 1519 code for a protein of 436 amino acids. Gene Ontology annotation, molecular function: RNA polymerase II cis-regulatory region sequence-specific DNA binding; DNA-binding transcription factor activity, RNA polymerase II-specific. Gene Ontology annotation, biological process: regulation of transcription by RNA polymerase II. The record is from RefSeq and is a predicted model, not a curated record. The transcript is spliced from 4 exons.